This is a messenger RNA of Argiope bruennichi, 1275 nucleotides long. RefSeq names its product tRNA (adenine(37)-N6)-methyltransferase-like. The record is from RefSeq and is a predicted model, not a curated record. The transcript has 6 exons. Bases 114 to 1250 code for a protein of 378 amino acids. Lineage: Eukaryota; Metazoa; Arthropoda; Arachnida; Araneae; Araneidae.
CUAAAGAAUUGUUUACAUUUUGAAAUAAAAGCUAGCAGACGAACGUGCUUUAUUUUUGAGAGUAAACAUUAAUCGUAAGGAAACAUAUUUUACACUUUGGGGCCUACUCUAAAAUGGCAGAAAUUGAAAAACUGGCUUCUGAUAUUCAACUGGCUAGACGAGAAUUAAGAAAUAUCCGACAAGAAUGCUUGAAGCAGAAGGCAAAUUUAAAGUCAGAAAUCAACAGAAUCAAAGAAUUUCUUUCAAAAAGUGCAAUAAAUGACAAAGAUACAUAUUCUGAUAUAAAAAAGGAAGAGCAUUCUAGAUAUUCUAUGAAUCCUAUUGGCUUUAUUUCUUCUUGUUUUAAAACUAAAAAUGGAAUUCCUCGUCAACCUGCUUUAUGCCCAGCAGCUAAAGGUACACUGACUAUAGAGAAAAGCAUCUUUUCAAAUCCUGAACAUUCCUUAAUUGGAUUAAAUGAGUUUUCUCAUAUAUGGAUUUUAUUUAUUUUUCAUGAAAAUGGCACUCACAAUGCAGUUAAAGCUAAAGUGCAUCCUCCUCGGUUAAAUGGUACUUCUGUUGGAGUUUUCAGCACUCGUUCACCCCAUAGGCCUUCUGCGAUUGGCUUGUCUUUAACAAAAUUAGAUAAAAUUGAAGGAAACACGCUCUUCUUAUCUGGUAUAGAUUUAUUGGAUGGAACUCCAGUUCUGGAUAUUAAACCUUACAUUCCUUUCUAUGACAUGCCUCCAAAUCUUAAAGAAAAUUUGACACAGUUUGAGCAUGAAAGUGAAGCUGAAAACACCGAAGAUGAACAAAUUGAUAAUCAUAGCAUUCUACAACAAACGGAAGCAGAAAAUAUCAGUACCGAUACCACUGCAGCCAGUGCCAUGCAUAAUGAGCCCCUUCUGUGCAAUUCAAAACACACAAACUGCAACGUUGCUUCUUUUCUGACUAAAAUGCCCAAAUAUUUGGAUGUGCUAUUUACAAAUAGAGCAUUGAGAGAUCUGGAAGGAUUUCAUGCUAAAGGAAGUCAUGAAGGGUGUUGUGUAAACUGUUUUGCUUUCGCUAACCAAAAUGAAGCGAAACAAGCUAUAACUGAUGUUUUGAAGAAUGAUCCGAGAUCAGUAUAUCGACGGACAAAAUGUUCUGAUCGACUUUAUUAUUUUUUUAUAAAUAAUUUACAUGUUACAUGCUGGUUUGAUGAAAGUAUUGCAGAAGUACUGCGAGUAAAAACACUUACAGAUGAAAAUGAAAAAUGUGAUAAUUUGUAAAUAAAACUAACUAUUUUUAUAUUCA